AUGAAUUUUUUGGAUCAAAAUCCUAAUCCAAGUUUAUUUAUUGAAAUUUCUGAUGCAGAAACUAUUUACCCGAAGGAGAUUACCUCUUUGACAUUUUUACAAUCAAUUUCAUUGACUAACACUUAUCAAAUAUCAACUAAUGAACAAACUAAUGUCUUUUUGGGUCGAAAUAUCAGAAACUUUAUAAUACCAGGCUGGAAAGCCACUAUGGGAUUCCAACCGGAUUAUGAAACAGUACCUUACUUAACUUCUAGAAAAAGUUCAACAAGAACGCAAACUAAUCAAAAUGAAUCAAACAUUUUUACUCUUGGUAUUUUAGCAGAUUAUGAUACAACUACUAUUGAAACAGAACAAAGGUAA
Messenger RNA from Dentiscutata erythropus, 360 nucleotides. NCBI's taxonomy places the organism in Eukaryota, Fungi, Glomeromycota, Glomeromycetes, Diversisporales, Gigasporaceae. The record is from the annotation of a GenBank genome assembly.